Messenger RNA from Suncus etruscus (white-toothed pygmy shrew), 830 nucleotides. RefSeq names its product BRICK1 subunit of SCAR/WAVE actin nucleating complex (gene BRK1). Gene Ontology annotation, molecular function: protein-containing complex binding. Gene Ontology annotation, biological process: regulation of actin polymerization or depolymerization; actin filament organization; cell motility. The record is from RefSeq and is a predicted model, not a curated record. NCBI's taxonomy places the organism in Eukaryota, Metazoa, Chordata, Mammalia, Eulipotyphla, Soricidae. Gene Ontology annotation, cellular component: SCAR complex. The transcript is spliced from 3 exons. The coding region runs from base 23 to 250 and encodes 75 amino acids.
UCGCCUUUCCCCGGUAGCUGUCAUGGCAGGCCAGGAGGACCCGGUGCAGCGGGAGAUUCACCAGGACUGGGCGAAUCGGGAGUACAUCGAGGUCAUUACCAGCAGCAUUAAGAAAAUCGCGGACUUUCUCAACUCCUUCGAUAUGUCUUGUCGUUCAAGGCUCGCAACACUGAAUGAGAAACUGACAGCCCUGGAGCGGAGGAUAGAGUACAUCGAGGCUCGGGUCACAAAAGGCGAGACCCUCACAUAGAACGUCGGCUGUUGCUGCUGGGAGUGGCUUUAGAGAGGCCAGACCUCCGUGGGACCAGCCCCAGUGGCCAUUACUUCCUCCCUCUCUCCUUAAGAGCAACAGGGCUUAUUCUUGGUUUUCUUUUUGUGUGGCCUUUGGGCCCUGCUGUGUCAUCUGGGAAUGUGGUGUGCUUGUAGGGAGAAGGCCAGGGAGACGUCUGGAGACUUCAGGAGGCAUUUUUACACUUUCAGUACCGUUUUGUAGAACCAUCGGCCCCUGGAUUGGAGAUGGGCAGAGCCAAGUGACUGGGACUCUGUCUCGGCCCUCCCGGCCUCCCCUGUGCCCCCUCCCUGUCUCUUUGCACUUCCUUGUCUCUGCAGUGAUGCUCUGAAUGGCCCUUGGCUCCCCGGCCUGUGUGUGUGUGGGGGGGAUGAGCCCUCCCAACAGCCCCACCCGAAGUUGUGGUGAUUCUCUUGUCGUUUGCAGAGGGGUCAAAGCCAGGCCUCUCCUGGGCUGGAAGGGACAUUGCCAGAGUUUUCUUCCUGUCGGGGGCUGUCUUUGCUGCCCAUGUUUCCCUAAUAAACUCUUCCACUCUACCAGA